AUGAGGAAACUGUGUCCUAAUUUUGACAAGGCAGAUGGGUUAGAGACCGUUCUUGAAGUGCCUAUUCCCGAGGAGAUGUUGAACAACAUGGGCACCAAUGGGUUCAAUCGCUGGCAGAACAUGCGAACUCUCAUGAAUGCUCAAGUUGCUGAUAAUUCUUCUGCACCCUCAAAUAAUGAAUUCGUGGCAUUGCUUAAACUUGUGGGUGCUCCUCUUAUUCCUCUUCAGGUUCAAUCCGACAAUACUUUGACUCGACCCCUCAAAGAUUGUUCCAUUAGAGAUUCCACUGCCAAAUACAUAGUUCAGCAGUAUGUGGCUGCCACUGGAGGACUAGCUGCAUUGAAUUCACUGAAAAGUAUGUAUGCAAUGGGACAAGUGACAAUAUAUGAGUCAGAGAUGCGUCAAGGUGAUGUUAGCGUUCAAUCAAGAGGAAGGGGCGAAGUAGGAGGCUUUGUGCUAUGGCAAAAGAACCCAGAUUUAUGGUGCUUGGAAUUGGUUGUGUCCGGUUUCAAGGUUAGUGCUGGCAGUGACGCUAAGGUAUCAUGGAACCAAUCUUCUUCUCAACCUUUUCAUGCAAACAAAGGCCCUCCUAGACCCCUUCGCCGUUUCUUCCAGGGGCUGGACCCAAGGUGUACAGCUAACUUGUUCCUAGACGCGGAAUGUGUAGGAGAGAACACCAUUGACAAUGAAGUUUGUUUCAUACUAAAGUUACAAACGGACCAACACAUACUCCAAGCACAAAGCACGUCUAAUACUGAAAUUAUAAUGCACUCAAUAUUGGGGUACUUUAGCCAGCGCACAGGGCUACUUGUCAAAAUUGAGGACACCAAGUUGGUAAAAAUGAAGCCUGUUAAAGGAAAAGACUCUGUGUUUUGGGAAACAAGCAUCGAGUCUAUGAUUGAAGAUUAUAGAUAUAUCGAUGGCAUUAACAUAGCGCACAGUGGGAAGACUGUUGCCACACUUUAUAGGUAUGGUGCAGCGCAUAAUCACAAAAGGAUGAUUGAGGAAAAAUGGAGGAUUGAAGAGGUUGAUUUUAACAUUUUUGGGUUGUCCAUGGAUUGCUUUUUGCCUCCCUCUGAUCUUGAGAGAGAACACGAUGGUGCAGAGCAAGCAGUGGGAAUGAGUUAG
Molecule: messenger RNA, 1128 nt
Organism: Gastrolobium bilobum
Lineage: Eukaryota; Viridiplantae; Streptophyta; Magnoliopsida; Fabales; Fabaceae
Exons: 3
Coding region: 1-1128 (375 amino acids)
Source: RefSeq, a predicted model, not a curated record